This is a messenger RNA of Octodon degus (degu), 2626 nucleotides long. Its product is annotated as forkhead-associated domain-containing protein 1-like. NCBI's taxonomy places the organism in Eukaryota, Metazoa, Chordata, Mammalia, Rodentia, Octodontidae. Bases 45 to 2348 code for a protein of 767 amino acids. The record is from RefSeq and is a predicted model, not a curated record. The transcript is spliced from 19 exons.
UCUCCUUGUAUCUCACAUGCCUUCUGGAACAUUCUAAAGGAAUUAUGAGCCAGAUUCAGGAACUCCAGGUCCAGAUCAACAGCUCUGAAGAAACGCUGCAGGAGCAUCUGGCGGAGAAGGAAAAGCUGAGCGAGGAGAGGCUGGAGCUAGAGGAGAGGAUGAGGGCCAGGGUCAAGCGGCUGAGGGAAGAGAAGGAGGCUUUGGAGGACAGCGUUGCCCAAGAGAGAAACAAAGCCAAGGAGGAGCAGAAGAGGGUGUGCGAGCUGGAGGCGCUGCUGGCCCAGCAGAAGGAGGCUUUGGAAGACAGAGCUGUUCAGGAGAAAGGCAGAGCCAGGGAGGCCUUAGAGGAGGCCCAGAGGAAGGUCCGUGAGCUGGAGAGCCGCCUGGCCCGCCACAAGGAGGUCUGGGAGAGCAGUGUGGCCCAUGAGAGGAGGAAAGCCAAGGAGGCGCUCGAGGCAGAACGGAGGCGAGCGCAGGACCUGGAGAACCGCCUGACGCAGCAGAAGGAGAUCUCUGAGAACAGCAUCGCCUACGAGCGCCAGAAAGUGAAGGAGGAUCUAGAAAAGGAGCGGAGGCAGGUGCAAGACCUGGAGAACCGCCUGACCAAGCAGAGGGAGGAGAUCGAAUUAAAAGAGCAGAGAGAGGACAAUUUAAAUAAUAAAUUAAAUGACGCCCUGGCCCAGCUAGAAGAGAUGCAGCAAGCGAAGAUGGUCGAAAGUCGAAAAGCAGAGAACCUCGUCUUGAAAUUCAAUGAAACGUUAGUCGAGCUGGAAACAACCAAGACAAAAGUGGUCCUGAUGGAGGAGCGGAUCAUGCUGCAACAGCAGACCGUAAAGUCCCUCCAGGAGGAGCGGGAAUCCCAGAAACACGGAUUUGAAGUGGAAAUCACGGCGUAUAAGGAGCAAAUCAAGCAGCACUCCCAGACGAUCGUGAGCCUGGAAGAAAGGCUCCAGAGAGUGACCCAGCAUCAUAAGAAGAUAGAAGGAGAGAUCGCAGCACUGAAGGACAGUGACUCAGCUCAAAAGGAGGAGCUGCCACCAAAGCCUCCAGCCGCCCCGCCCUCAGAUGGCAAUGCCAAGGACGUGGCCUGCGACCACUUGAUAGACGACCUCCUGAGGGCGCAGAAGGAGAUUCUGUCUCAGCAGGAGAUCAUCAUGCGGUUAAGGCAGGACCUGAACGAAGCCCACGGCCGCAUGACCGACUUGAGAGGGGAGCUGAGCGAGAAGCAGAAGGCGGAGCUGGAGCGGCAGGUGGCCCUGGUCCAGCAGCAGAGCUGCGAGCUGAGCGCGCUUAAGGUGAAGAUGGCGCAGAUGAGCAGCCACGUGGAGAGGAAGGACAAGGAGCUGAAGGCCCUCAAGGAAGCGCUUAGGACUUCCCAGGAGAAACACAAGCACCAUCUGAGCUCGGAGAAGGAGCAGAGGCUGAGAACUCCCACCCAGAAGUGUGACAUCUCGGUGCAGAUCGACCCGGUCCCCCUGGAUGUUUCCUCGAGCAGCCAAGAGGAGCAAUCCUUCAGUGACCUCGGGGCCAAGUGCAGGGGCCACCGGCAUGAAGAAGUUAUCCAGCGUCAGAGAAAGGCCUUGUCGGAGCUCCGUGUGCGAAUCAAAGAGCUGGAGAAGGCCAACUCCUGCAAUCCCAAGGAUCACCUGAACGAAUCAGCCCUAGAGUUAAAGACUCUCGGAAUGGAAAAUAAUGUCCCCAAAAUGUUACUGGACACAAAACCCAAUUUGCCAACUCUCUCAAGAACAGAGAUCCACGCGAAUGGCCUUACCAACUCCGGGCCCAGCUGCACCAUGGAGAAGUCAGGGAAAGCGGACGUGGCCAAGGCCUUAGAGCUCAGCGAAAAGCUGUACAUGGACAUGAGCCGAAUGCUGGGAAGCCUGAUGAACAUCAAGGACAUGUCGGGCCACGUGUCCAUGAAGCACCUCUCCCCCAAAGAGCGGGAGCGGGUCAACCAGCUGAGACAAAGGGACCUGGAUCUGGUGUUUGAUAAGAUCACGCAGCUCAAGAGCAGGCUGCAGAGGAAAGAGGAGCUCCUGCAGGGCUACGAGCAGGACAUCGAGCAGCUCAGGCAGAGCAAAGUGUCCGUUCAGAUGUACCAGUCACAGGUGGCCAAACUGGAGGAUGACAUCUACAAGGAGGCCGAGGAGAAGGCGCUGCUGAAGGAGGCCCUGGAGCGCACAGAGCAGCAGCUGCAGCACGAAAAGAGGCUCAACAGGGCCAGGCAGCAGAAGGAACGUUUAAAGGAUCAUGAAGAGAAAAAUGCAAAAGAACGGACGCCUUGCAACUGUUCCUUCAAAGAGAGCGUGAGGCAGAUGAGGAGGUUGAAGCCUAAGGAGGCUCGCUGACUCGCUCAAGAUCACACAGCCAGUACACUCAGAAGCCGGGCGUUGAGCAUGAAUUUCUAGUUCUGUUUCCUGCUGUCCACUCUGCUACACCAAGAUGGUUCCAUCCCUCCAGUCCCAGGCCAAAAGGACAGGCCCAGUGUCCAGUCAUCAAAGUGCACAUACUGCCCAGGAGGACAUGCUCCUUCCCAAGGAAUUUAGAAAGGCCUCUGUGCCCCAUUUCUCCCAUACUCUACCUUCUCUCCGGCCACCUGUCCUUACACCACAGGACAGAGCCAAAA